This is a messenger RNA of Saccostrea echinata, 2082 nucleotides long. RefSeq names its product heparan sulfate glucosamine 3-O-sulfotransferase 6-like. Gene Ontology annotation, molecular function: [heparan sulfate]-glucosamine 3-sulfotransferase activity. The record is from RefSeq and is a predicted model, not a curated record. Bases 432 to 1598 code for a protein of 388 amino acids. NCBI's taxonomy places the organism in Eukaryota, Metazoa, Mollusca, Bivalvia, Ostreida, Ostreidae. The transcript has 3 exons.
UAUUGGAGUUAUCAGCGCGCAUUCCGUUAUCAAACAAAAAUACCGAAGUGUGAAUGGGGAUCAACGUGUUAGAUUGCAACCUUUUUAUAUCGAUACACGGUUAACCUAGGUGUGAGGAAACAGAUAUACAGCAUUCACAAUGGGUUAAAUUAGUGGUAUGCUGAUAGCUUUAUAGGGGGACGUCCAGGUGUUAAAUAUCUCUGUUCCAUGCCAUUUCAUUUCUUAAUUAUGAAUAGUGUUGGUUUUAAAUGAUAUGAGAUGGAACGUUUACAAUUUGCAAGGAGUCAUAUAACCAUACCAUCGGCGAUGAUUGUUUUUUGCUGGUGUUUCCAGAAUACACUUUUUUGCAAAGUUCCAGUCAUGGAUUUUAUCAUUUAAUUCAAGUGUGAACACACAUGAUUUUUCAAUACUGGACCAGAAUAUGAGUGGAUAUGUUGGGUGUCAUGGCAUCAAAAACCAUCAGAAAAAUUCGAAGAAAAUCGUGGUGCACGUUCAUUUCUGGUCUGUGCUCACUAGUUCUACUGUGUCUCUUUAGUUUCAAUAAUCAGCAUUUGUUUCGUGAAACUUGGGAUUCAAAAAAAAAUCCAUCCUCUAAAUUCUACUCAAGGCCUCUAGAAAUGGGAUACCAUUACAGAAACUUACAAAAUGUUAUUCAUUAUGGUAAUGUUAGUCAAAUCCAGUCUGGAGUAAUCAGCGAAGGAACGUUAUUCAAAGAACAGCUUAAACACGACGAUCCAAGGCGGAGCAAAACAUUGACUGAAGAAGCAAAAGUCUCGGGAAAAACAGACAAACUAUAUUCAAUGGACAUGGAAAAGGAGAGAAAACGUCGCCUACCACAAGCUAUAAUUAUAGGAGUGAAAAAGGGCGGGACCCGUGCCUUGUUGGAAUUUCUACGUGUCCACCCAGACGUCCAGGCUACUGGUCCAGAGCCACACUUCUUUGAUAAACACUAUCACAAAGGGCUUGAGUGGUACAGAAUGCUUAUGCCAGAGACGAUGCCAAACCAGCUCACAAUAGAGAAAACCCCGAGUUACUUCGUUACGAAAGAGGUUCCGUCAAGGAUUUUCAAAAUGUCCAAUUCAACCAAGCUCUUACUAGUGGUUAGAGACCCCGUGACCCGUGCCAUUUCAGACUACACCCAAAUUCUUAGCAAACAUGGUGGAAAAAUCAAGUCUUUUCAAAGCUCUGCUUUCUUGAAUAACGACACGACUAAAAUUAAUACGUCAUGGAUUGUGAUAAGAAUUGGUUUAUAUGUCAAGCAUCUAGAGAAUUGGUUAUCUGUGUUUCCCUCGGAACAGAUUCAUUUUGUUCACGGUGAAAAUUUAGUGACGAAUCCGGGGGAAGAAAUGAAGAAAGUUCAAAAUUUUUUAGGAUUGAAACAAUUUAUAACAGAACAACAUUUUUUAAUUAACAAAAGCCGCGGAUUUCCGUGUAUCAAGAAGAAAAUAACCAACAAAAGGGGCCACUGCUUGGACGAAACUAAAGGGCGUAAACACCCGAAACUGCCAGCAGAUGUCAUUUCCUCUCUCAAGCGUUUUUAUCGUCCAUAUAAUGAAAAAUUUUACCAAGUCACAAAUAUAAAUUUCAACUGGAUAUAGCAGUUAAAUAUCAUUUCUUUAUGAUGCUGUUAUUUCCACAUUAUUUCACAGACAACCACGUACCAAUUCCAAGUGGAACACAUAAAGUCGAUAUAAAGAUAUGCUUUUAAAGACAACAUAUUUGUCUUACUGGCAAUGGAUGUAAUUGAACGUGAAAAGAAUGCGUGCUCUGGUCAUUUAAGUGAUCCAUUUUUUUUGUAUGCUUCAAGCCAACAGACACGGAAGUGCUGCCUUCGUCAAAUUUAAACCGGAAAUGUAAUAAGUAAAGUAAUAAGUGAAAAUAGUGAGCCUGAUGGUUGUUUUUAAUUAGUGAUGGAUGUGUUUACGAGGCAUUUGACUGGGGGAAAGAAAAGAAGAUUUUUAUAGAGUGACCUGACCAGCAUUUCUGCAUUGUAAUGUGAUAUUUAGAUUUUUUCUCACUUGCAUUGUUACUUUAUAUCGUCGCAAGCCACGGUUUUGAUCAGCUCUCUCUUCUACAAAUCAA